Charadrius vociferus (killdeer) is the source of this 872-nucleotide messenger RNA. It is a transcript of the gene STX6, whose product is annotated as syntaxin 6. The record is from RefSeq and is a predicted model, not a curated record. Gene Ontology annotation, cellular component: membrane. Bases 1 to 747 code for a protein of 248 amino acids. Lineage: Eukaryota; Metazoa; Chordata; Aves; Charadriiformes; Charadriidae. The transcript has 8 exons. Gene Ontology annotation, molecular function: SNAP receptor activity. Gene Ontology annotation, biological process: Golgi vesicle transport; intracellular protein transport.
AUGGGAUUGUCCAGCAGGGAGGUGCAGAAAGCUGUGAACACCGCUCAGGGGCUCUUCCAGAGGUGGACGGAGCUCUUGCAAGAUCCCUCCAUCGCCACAAGAGAAGAAAUCGACUGGACCACUAAUGAGCUCAGGAAUAACCUGCGGAGCAUUGAGUGGGACCUGGAAGAUUUGGAUGAAACCAUUAGCAUCGUUGAAGCAAACCCGCGGAAAUUCAACCUCGAUGCGACGGAGCUGGGUAUCAGGAAAACCUUCAUCACGAGCACGCGACAGGUGGUCAGGGAAAUGAAGGAUCAGAUGUCAAACUCCUCCAUGCAAGCACUGGCCGAAAGGAAAAACAGGCAGGCACUCCUGGGAGAAAGCGGGAGUCAGAGUUGGAGCUCUGGACCUGACAAAUACAGCCGUCUGGACCGGGAGCUGCAAUUAGCAAAUUCACACUUCAUCGAGGAGCAGCAAGCUCAACAACAGUUGAUUGUGGAGCAGCAAGAUGAGCAGUUGGAGCUGGUCUCUGGCAGCAUCGGGGUGCUGAAGAACAUGUCCCAGCGCAUUGGCGGGGAGCUGGAGGAGCAAGCAGUGAUGCUGGAUGACUUCUCCCACGAGUUAGACAGCACUCAGUCGCGGCUUGAUAACGUCAUGAAGAAGCUCGCCAAAGUGUCUCACAUGACGAGCGAUCGACGGCAGUGGUGUGCAAUUAUCGUCCUCUUCGUCAUCUUGCUGGUGGUGCUCAUCCUGUUCUUUGUCCUGUGAUGGACUGAACUUCCUUGGACGCCCCCUCCCCGCCCCCUCGCCCCCGUAGCACGGGGAAAUGAAACUCUCACCGUUUCCGUCCGCCCACAGAGAUACCAGGCAAGAAAACCCGCACGCAGCUCUCA